AUGGCAUCCCUGUCGCAAGCUCGCUUUACGAGAUCGGUUAUCACUUCGGCGGUUCUCAUGCUCCUGGUUGUCGCCGCCAACACCGCCGGAUGUCACGCUGUGCAACGGCCGGACCUCGACUCAAAGCAGCACGCGGUUCUUAAGGAGCUUGUGCGGCAAUGGGGCAAGUUCAAGGGGUCGUCCACCUGGACCCAAGCGGGCGCGCCGCGCCGUUGCAGCACGUACGCGGGCGUGCGCUGCAACCCCAAGGGCUACAUCAACAACAUGACUCUUGUGGAAGCGGGAGCCAAGGGUCCCAUCGGCUCGCUGACGAAGCUCGCGUCGCUGCGAUACCUCGACCUGUCGAGCAACUCCAUCAACGGGUCUAUCAGCAGUCUCAGCAAGCUCAGAGGACUAGUGCACCUGGACCUGAGCGGCAACUCCGACGUGUCCAAAGGAAUCGAAGCUCUCCCCGCCAUUCGCGGCCUCGUGCACCUCGAUCUCUCCGACUCGGGAGUUGAGGGUCCCAUUCCGACUGCCCUCGCCACCAUGCGACUCACUUACCUCGAUCUGAGUCUGAACCGGCUGACGGGAACCAUUCCCGCCUUCAUUGGCAUGAUGAAGAGCCUCGUGUACCUCAACCUGGCAGCGACGGGAGAGGAGGGGCUCAACGGCCUGCUGCCGCGAAGCAUCGGCAACCUCGUCAACCUCAGGGAGCUGUACCUGCACAAGAACCGGCUCACUGGACGAGUCAACUCCAUCGGCAAACUCACCAAGCUGCAGCGCCUCCUGCUGGGGGACAACUACUUCCGCCAGGUCUUCCCCAGCAACUUCAAGGCCCUCCGCAACCUCGACUACCUGAGCAUGCGCUACAACUCCUUCUCCGGUGACCUGCCUACCUUCAUCGGCAACCUCACCAAGCUCAGCUUCCUCUCACUGAACGACAACCUGCUCUCCGGAAGCGUCCCUGCCACCUACAAGAACCUCAAGAACCUCCAGACGCUUAACCUGCAGAACAACCGUCUGAGCGGCUACCUCCCAGACUUCACUUCUCAGAGCAAGCUCAAGUCCAUUGAUGUGAGUGGCAACUACAUCACAGGCCCACUUCCCAAGUUUGCCACGAUGCCAGAGUCCGCCAAUUUCAACAGCAACUACUUUUUUGGCUCCUCGGUCCCUACCACCACCAACGGCAAGACUGUGUGCUCUGCAGACAUAGGCAACAACUGCCUCACCAUCCCCUCCUCCUACAGCUGCGGCUCCAAGCCCAAGCAGAGGGUCGCCAAGUCGUGCCAGCAGUUCUGCAAGACUUCUGGGAGCUCCCAGUGCGGUGGAAAGGGGUAUUGCACGGUGGAGGUUAGGCACAACAAGGUUUCGCCCAUCUGCAUGUGCAGGAAGGGGUACAAGCAGUCCUCGGAUAGGCAAACUUGUGUCAAGGCGUAG
Messenger RNA from Closterium sp. NIES-65, 1419 nucleotides. The record is from the annotation of a GenBank genome assembly. NCBI's taxonomy places the organism in Eukaryota, Viridiplantae, Streptophyta, Zygnematophyceae, Desmidiales, Closteriaceae.